Onychostoma macrolepis is the source of this 2768-nucleotide messenger RNA. RefSeq names its product actin-binding protein WASF3. The transcript is spliced from 10 exons. Bases 247 to 1773 code for a protein of 508 amino acids. Gene Ontology annotation, cellular component: SCAR complex; cytoskeleton. Gene Ontology annotation, molecular function: Arp2/3 complex binding; actin binding; protein kinase A regulatory subunit binding. Gene Ontology annotation, biological process: positive regulation of Arp2/3 complex-mediated actin nucleation; actin cytoskeleton organization. NCBI's taxonomy places the organism in Eukaryota, Metazoa, Chordata, Actinopteri, Cypriniformes, Cyprinidae. The record is from RefSeq and is a predicted model, not a curated record.
CUGUGGGUAUCGCGCACGCAUGCGCAGUGGCAUCGCCUCUGCAGCGCACAGCGACGAGCGACGCUUCCCAGGCAACGCGAGCGUGCGUUUUCAUCGCACCACACAACACAUCGACAGCGUGACGGCACCGCGUAUUAACGCCAUGUAACGCCGAAAAGCCCGUCGAAAACGACGACCACGAGAAAGAGCAGCGAGAGGACGGAGACAACUACAGUUAUUCGUCGGUGUGUGUAGUUGAGCUCAGCUAUGCCUCUUGUAAAGAGGACCAUCGAGCCCAAGCACCUGUGCCGAGGCGCCCUGCCCAACGGGGUGACCAACGAGCUGGAAUGUGUCACAAACAGCACACUGGCGGCCAUCAUCAAACAGCUGGGAGGACUCAGUCGACAUGCGGAAGACAUCUUCGGGGAGCUGUUUAAUGAGGCCAACAUCUUCUACAUGCGCAUGAACAGUUUGCAAGAGCGUGUCGACCUGCUGGCGGUGAAGGUCACACAACUGGACUCCACAGUGGAGGAGGUGUCCUUACAGGACAUCAACAUGCGGAAAGCGUUCAAGAGCUCCACUAUUCAGGACCAGCAGGUGGUGUCCAGAAACUCCAUCCCGAACCCUGUCAUGGAGAUGUACCAUCGCUGCGACAAACCACCUCCUCUCAACAUACUCACGCCAUACAGGGAUGACAAAAAAGAUGGGCUCAAAUUCUAUACCGAUCCAUCCUACUUUUUUAACCUUUGGAAGGAAAAGAUGCUGCAAGCCACAGAAAACAAGAGGAAGGAGAAACGACGGCAGAAGCAAGAGCAAAAACACACGGAGGAUCCCACUCGCGAGGUCAAGAAAGUCCGUAAAGCUCGUAACCGGCGUCAGGAGUGGAACAUGAUGGCGUACGAUAAGGAAUUUCGCCCGGACACUCGCCUGACACCGUCUCCUUACCAUGGCAUGUCUUCUGAGGGAUCUCUGUCUCCGGACAGUAUACAGGUAGAUGAAAGAUCUGGCAUGUCAGAUGAACACUCGUACCCAGCGAGUCCCAGCCACCCGCAGGAAGCAGGUGGAGCAGGGGCUGAUGGGAAAGACGCGGGCCCCACACAGACUCAGUCCCUGGACCGAGCGUACCGGCCCCCGGCCUCCUCCACCGCCGCUACAGCCCGACAGCACUCUCUAGGACGCGUUCAGGCCCACCAUGGGCCCCAACCACCAGACUCGUCCCUCAACGGACCCCGGCCAACAGCUGCCAAAGAAUACAGCGGCCAUCAGAUCCUGGAGCAUUUCAUCCCGCCUGCCCCUCCUCCACCUCCUCCCCUCAUCCCUUCCUCUCAGACCGCCUUUGACAGCACGUCUGGACCUCAGUCUCUGGCUCCGGGGACAGUGGUCUCGCUCUCACGGCCCUACAGCCCAUCUCCUCCUCCAGCUCCUCCCUCUGCCUACACCGCUUCCCCUUCACAUGCUGUGAUGGGCGGCCCGCCUGUGGCCCCGCCCCCUCCCCCACCAGGACCCCCCACCCACGCCCCGUCCCCGUCCCGACUAACACACCCGUCUGGAGAGUCUACUCUUCCCAGGAAGGGCCAGGUGCCUCUCAUCCCCAUGAGCGACGCCCGGAGCGACCUGCUGGCCGCCAUCCGCAGAGGUAUCCAGCUUCGUAAGGUGCAAGAGCAGAGAGAGCAGGAGGCCAAGAAAGAGCCAGUGGGUAAUGACGUGGCCACCAUCUUGUCCCGACGCAUCGCCGUGGAAUACAGUGAAUCAGAUGAGGACUCUGAGCCGGAGGAGAACGAGUGGUCCGAUUGAGGCUUGGGGGGCAAGAUCUGCGACCAUAAUGCUGCUAUUUUCCAUUCCUGCACAUAGUAAACACUCCUCAGAUGGUCAGAUGGACAUGGGACGGGGCUACCGAGGAGAUCAUGACAGACAGAGAAGGAAGGAAACAGAAUUUGUGCAAUGCAAGGUGAAAGGACACAGGGAAAGAGAGUUUGGUGAGUUAAGCACAGGAACUUUUAGAAUACAGUUUGUCUCAUUAUAAUGUAAAUUCAACAUGCUAGCAUUUCUUUAAGAGUCGCCAAGAAAACACUUAUUGAAAAAAAUCGUUCUGUGAUUUUCAUUAUAUAUUUUGCUAGCUGUCCAGAGAAUAUAGAGAAAUACUUAUCCAUCUUUUGUGGUACACGAAAAUGAUGGUCAACAGUGGUAUUAGCACUUAUAUUAAUUUUAUGUUACAAAUCAUUGCCACAGUAUUGUUACACAAAUUUGUUGCGGUAUCUCUGGCUUGCUUCACGCGAGAUGCCCUAAAUAUACAGUAUGGACAAUCAAAUCAUCGCUACAGUAUCAAAGUACAUUUCUCCUUCAACAUCACAACUCUUCAUUAUCCAAAAUUUGUCACUUUGUUCAAUUGUGGACAGUGUUGUGAUGAAUAUUUAUACCCCAAAUUAGCAGUGAGUAAAUUUCUUUAUGCUUUCGUUGUUUGCUUUUUUUUAUUUCUCAAGGAACAGAUAUGGCCAAUAAUUUAAUUAUUACUGCUUGCAGUUUACUAAUCGUGUGUGUUUGUGUGUUGUGUGUGUGCGCCUAAAUGUGUCAAAUGAAGUGAUGGAGUGCAAGAUGGUGUCAUCUGCUAUUUUAGACUAUUAUAAUUUGUAACAAUACUAUGUCCUUUACAAGUACUGUAUCAUUAAUGUGUUUUACAAUUUAUUGUUGUAUAGAUUUUUGUAACACUGCUCAAAAGAUGGAAAUGGCAACCAUAUGUUUAAGCUAUCAUGUUGUAGGAAUAUAGCCUAAUGUGCAUGUAUGAAUAAUAA